AUGACGAGUCUGCCAGGAUAUGUGAUACAGCAUCCGUCGAGGGUGUUCCUCUCUACGACCACGGCACUCGGUGCCCUCGCGCUUUCCCCGAGUCCUCCCCUUAUUCCGCUAAUACUGUUGUUGGCGACUUUGCAUCUACAUCUUUACAUGCUCAUCCCCCGGCACAAAGUCCUAUCUCAUGGAUCGGUUCAGGUGUUGUUCCUAUCCGGGGCAGCUGGACUGGCGCACGUAGGACCGUCCUUUCAGGCGCUCUCGACCCCCGCCAUCUCGUUCGUGUCCUUGGGGGUUAUCUCAUUUAUCUCCUCCUCAUUUGCAUUGCUGUCCAUUGUUCUGAGCUAUUACGGUGGACGAUUGACCCAUUCACACUGGACACAAGCUCUGCUCUUUCCAUCGAUAUGGGCGAGCACCUGGGGUAUCGUCGCAUACUCUAGCCCGGUUGGCCGGCUGGUGACAUGGAGUCCCGUCGUCGGCUUGGGAUACUACAACUGGAUGCGAGAGAUUUUUGGGCAGUACGGGAUCGACUGGGUUGUUGCAGGUUGGGCCGUCGUUAUUGCAGCUGCGGUUGGUCAGUGGCUGGUGGGUCCAGCUGGAGACGCAGACGUUGCAUCGUCCGAACCAGAGCACCUGAUCUCUCUUCCACUGGAGGGGCUUCCUGGCGGUCGCAUAUCCAAGGAUUCCAAGUCCAAGCUUCGUCAUAUGUUAGUUUUGGCAGGAUUCUUGGUCAUACUCACUCUGCCAUCGUUCUUCAUGUCAUCUCUACCUCUUCCGGUCAAUUCCCCCGGCAUCACACCUCUCGGUGUUGCAUGCGCUCUCCCGUACCCUCAUCGCUCUGGUCGGCGCAGAGAUCCUCUGACCCUUCUGGACUUCAUCAUGGAGUCGCAGAGGUUGCAAUCUCAAUCGAACAUCGUCCUUUGGCCGGAAGGUGCCGUCCGAUUUGACACAUUGGAACAGAAGCAGAGGGCGUUUCUCAUGGCCCAGAGGAGCAUGAAUGCUGGCAGGUACUAUGCAAUUAGCUUUGAGGAAUAUGUACCUCCUCAGCCCUCUGAUGACCAAGGAGUAGCCGGCAUUCGGCGGAACGGUCUCGUUUUACUUGGCUCAACGGGACCACCCGUCUUCGAGUAUUACAAGCGGAAGCUUGUACCCAUCGCAGAGUCGUUCUCCCUAACGUCAUCUUCUGAUCCGCCGACUAUUUUCAACUUGGAGUUAGGUCCACCGAAAAGUUGGAACAAGACAACCUGGGCGCCAGGCAACCACACACGCCCCAUACCGCUGACUGCUUCUAUCUGUCUCGACUUCUCUUCUUCGUCGGCAUUUGACGGUCUUCCAUCCCGCCCCGCGCUCAUCCUUGCACCUGCUCGCACCUGGCAUAUCGACGUUGGAUAUGCCAUGUGGCAGCAGGCGAGGGCGCGCGCAGAGGAAAUUGGCAGUACGGUCCUGUGGUGCGAUGGGGGCGAAGGAGGCGUUAGCGGUAUUGCCGGAGGCGGCAUGCACGAGAUCGUCCAGGUCGGACAGGGCUCCUGGACUCGGACGAUCGGCGUGCAUUGGCCAUUCGACCAGCGCCUCACAUUCUUCGCGCGUGGUGGAGACUAUGCGGCUCUGGCUGCAAUUUGGGCCAUCCUUGGUGCUGGAUGGGGAAUAGAGUUCCUCAAGAUCACUGGUUGUCACAAUGGUCACAGGUUUGGGACCUGGAUCAUGGGGCAGCUGAGAAAGUUGCGUGCAUUGCGCUCGCCGCAUGAGAGGGAUCAAGAAAUAUUGAUUGAUGAUUCGUGA
Molecule: messenger RNA, 1770 nt
Organism: Sparassis crispa
Lineage: Eukaryota; Fungi; Basidiomycota; Agaricomycetes; Polyporales; Sparassidaceae
Exons: 2
Coding region: 1-1770 (589 amino acids)
Source: RefSeq, a predicted model, not a curated record